GGUUCGCACAACACGUCGAUGUUACAUUACGAAGUGGACACUGGCUGUGGGCAGACGUGACUGAUUAUUUUAGACAAAACAAUCAUUCGGAAUAAGAUGAGGUUAGUGUGCCUGAUACUAUGCAUCGGGCUGGCGGCUGCGUACAGAGAUCACACUCAGAAUAAAGCGCUGAAUACCCUAUACAGAUGGAAACAAAUCGAUUUUGCAUAUCCCAGUGAAAUAGACAAACAACGCGCGAUUGCCAAUGGGCGGUUUAACCAGACCAACGUAAUACCGCUCGGUAUAGAAAGAUGGCGAAACCGCAUCUUUAUCAGUACUCCUGCUUGGAAAAGGGGGGUACCAGUGACGUUGUCGACGUUACCCACAUCAGCGGGGGACGCGUCCCCGCCACUCACGCCUUACCCGAGCUGGGAAUGGCACAAUGCGGGUAACUGUACUGGAUUUACGUCAGUGUUCCGUAUGAGCGUAGACCACUGCGGCGUGAUGUGGGUGCUGGACUCAGGACAGGUGGAGGCCUUCGAAACGCCGCGUCAGCUCUGCCCUCCGACAUUAUUCGCCAUCGAUUUAGACACAGACACUGUCAUCGGCAAAUAUCCCAUUCCACAAAAAUUCGUACUUCAAAACUCUCUCAUCACCAACCUCGUGGUAGAUUCAAGAGACGCUCAAUGUAGGGACCUGCAUGUUUACAUCGCCGAUGCCUGGCGAUUUGGUCUCAUUGUGUUUAGAAAUGCCGACGCAGCGUUUUGGAGAUUUAGUCACUAUACAUUUUACCCUGAACCUUUGCUAUCAAAUUACACUUUGCACGGUUUGAAUUACCAGUGGAGCGACGGACUAUUUGGCAUGUCUUUAGGUAAGGUACAUCUCGGAGACCGACCUUUGUAUUACCACGCUAUGUCGAGCUCUCUAGAAUUUGUAGUGAGUACGUCUGUGUUGCGGGAUCCCUCUCGUGUCAACAACGCGGUGGACGAGUUCAAACUUCUCGGUGAAAGCCGAGGUCCAGGCGGUCAGGUCUCUGCUGCAGCAAUCGAUCGAAAUGGAGUUAUGUUCUUCAACCUGAUAUCACAAGACAGUAUCGGAUGUUGGAAUACGUACACUGAAUUUGGAAGCAGAAAUUGGGAUAUAGUAGCUACUAACUUUGACACAUUAGUGUUCCCCAACGAUUUACGGAUUGACCAUGAAGUACCUCAAUUCGCAUGGAUAAUAUCAAACCGGCUGCCAAUGUAUCAAUUUAAUUUGAUAGAUCCGAAUGAAUACAAUUACCGUGUGCUCUAUUUAGAUCCUGUGGAAGCUGUUGAAAAUACUGUUUGUCAGCCUCGAUUAUAUAGCUAUUAAAACAUGUAACAUAAUAUAACCUUUUCAUAAAACCAUUUUGCUUUGGAAA
Molecule: messenger RNA, 1381 nt
Organism: Papilio machaon (common yellow swallowtail)
Lineage: Eukaryota; Metazoa; Arthropoda; Insecta; Lepidoptera; Papilionidae
Product: protein yellow-like
Exons: 4
Coding region: 97-1332 (411 amino acids)
Cellular component (GO): extracellular region
Source: RefSeq, a predicted model, not a curated record